GGAUAGAGCACUUCCUGAACGGAAUGGUCGACUAUCUCGAAAACAUGACCGAGGAGGAGUUCAAACGACACAAGGAGGCACUGGCCGCCAUGAAGCUGGAAAAGCCCAAGAGGCUAUCGUCUCAGUUUACGAAAUUCUUGAACGAAAUCGCUUUGCAGCAAUACCACUUCAACCGGGCGCAGGUGGAGGUGGCCUUCUUGCAAACGCUCACCAAGCAGCAGAUCGUUGACUAUUACAAGGAAUACAUCGUGAAGGACGCCUCCCUACGACGGUCGCUCUCGAUCCACGUAGUGUCCACUGCCGAGGGUGGUGCCGGUCACAAAGAUGCCCCGGCUGACGUGGCCAAACAAUCAACCGACGACGCCAGCACACAGAAAGACUUCGUCAAAGUUGGCGACCUGGCCGGAUCCAAAUCCACCCGAGCCCUGUAUCCCAUGGUGCAGCCAUACAUCGACAUCAAACCAAAGGGCAGUAAGUGUAAGCUUUAAACGAAUGUUUGUCUGUUGUUCGAAGGUUCUUUCCAGAGUCAAUAGUUUUCUUUCUCAUUGAGUAACGUGCGGUGCUGAUGCAGUCAUCCAAUUUUUAAACAAUGAGGUCGUUUUUUGUAUACUAGAUAUUGCGUGUUAUUUUGUAGAUAGUUUUUUUUCGGUUGUACAUUUUCGUGACAAUUUAGUUUAACUCGGGUUUCAUUGUGCUGAAGAAGAAUGUCUGACAUUCGCUAUUGAU
Aedes aegypti (yellow fever mosquito) is the source of this 726-nucleotide messenger RNA. Its product is annotated as insulin-degrading enzyme-like. Gene Ontology annotation, biological process: peptide catabolic process. Lineage: Eukaryota; Metazoa; Arthropoda; Insecta; Diptera; Culicidae. Gene Ontology annotation, cellular component: mitochondrion; cytosol. The record is from RefSeq and is a predicted model, not a curated record. The transcript has a single exon. The coding region runs from base 24 to 488 and encodes 154 amino acids. Gene Ontology annotation, molecular function: metalloendopeptidase activity; metal ion binding.